AUGACCAUUCCUAUUAGUAAGGAUAGCUUGUUAAGCUUUAAAGCUGUGAAGUCUUUCAAAGUCUCAGAAAAGGAAUUGGGUCCCAUUACUUCGUUAUCUUUUGAUAACCAUGGUCAGUAUCUUUUAACAGCUACGGCUAGUGAUAAUAUGCAUCUGUAUGAUGCGGUAUCCUGCAGGUUUUUAAAUACAGUUGCUUCCAAGAAAUAUGGUUGUCACUCUGCAAAAUUUACACAUGCACAGAAUGAGUGCAUUUAUUCAUCUACUAUGAUAUCCUUUGAUAUUAAGCACCUAAAUCUUGAGACGAACCAAUAUCUCAGAUAUUUCCAAGGCCAUGGGGCUUUAGUUAGCGACAUACAAAUGUCUCCAUUGGAUGACACUUUUUUAUCGGCGUCGUAUGAUGAGUCUGUGAGGCUUUGGGAUUUGAGGACGUCCAAAGCUCAGGCAAUCGUUCCUAGUGUAGUUCCAAAUUGUAUUGCUUAUGAUCCUAGCGGAUUGGUUUUUGCGCUAGGAAAUCCUGAGAACCAAGAAAUCGGAUUGUAUAAUGUCAGACAGUUGAAAUCAGGUCCGUUUUUAGUCAUAAGAGUUGAUCCAAAAUUUAGUCAAUGGUCAAAAAUAGAGUUUUCAAAUGAUGGUAAAUAUAUUUUGCUUGCAUCCUCUACUGGAAGGCAGCUAAUUUUAGAUGCCUUUGAUGGAACACAGCUAUUUGAACUUACUGGUACUAAACCAUUUCCAUUAAGAGAAUUCAUGGAUGCCGGUUCUGCAUGCUUUACUCCUGAUGGGCAUUAUACUUUGGGUACAGAUUACGAUGGAAAAAUUGCUAUUUGGAAUCAUGCAGAAUCAGUAAGUCUAAGAACAUUGAAACCACAAGGUUAUAUUCUGGCUCCUACAGAGGCCUGUCCAAGAACAAUUGUUUUCAAUCCUAAGUACAGUAUGUUUGUUACCGCAGAUGAAAGCGUUGAAUUUUAUGUUUACGACGAAAACUAA
Molecule: messenger RNA, 984 nt
Organism: Eremothecium cymbalariae DBVPG#7215
Lineage: Eukaryota; Fungi; Ascomycota; Saccharomycetes; Saccharomycetales; Saccharomycetaceae
Gene: SWD2
Product: WD-repeat containing protein SWD2
Exons: 1
Coding region: 1-984 (327 amino acids)
Cellular component (GO): Set1C/COMPASS complex
Molecular function (GO): protein binding; chromatin binding
Source: RefSeq, a predicted model, not a curated record